AUGGGCCCGCAGAGCCGGCAGAGCCUCACCGCGGCGGGCAUCGCCCACCACCUGGACCCGAGCCCACGGUCGCCCGGCGGCGCGUCCUCCGCCAAGGGCGCGGGCGCGGCGGGCAGAAGAGGGGCCGCCAGCCACGGCGCCAGUUCGGGAGACACCGACACCGACGGCGCUGAGUCGCUGAGGUCGUCCACCCCGUCGCCGUCGGACCGGCGCGGGCCGGCGCCGUCGCCCCGGGGGAACCGGCGCCUGCCGGCGCCGCCGCGCACCGAGGCGGACGGGGAGGCCGCGAGGCGGAACCAGGUCAUCAAGGGCCUGUUCGAGUUCUACGACGCGGACAGAUCAGGCGCCAUCAGCAAGGCGGAGACCUACAAGUACGCCAAGAAGUGCGGCUUUGCGGGGUCGCCCGGAGACUGGGACGCGGAGUGGGUGCACAUCCACAGGCACAUCGGGCUCCCGCCCCACGGUGCGCUCACGCUGGACGACUUCGCGCGGUGGCUCAACGACGGCCCGGAGGAGAACUUCACGGAGACGGAGGUGCUGGAGGCCCUGCUGAAAGAGGAGCGGAAGAGCGCCAGCAGGACCAACGCCCUCCCUGGCGCGACGGACGAGCAGGCCCGUCACGGCGAGCAGCGGCAGUCGCCGUCGCCGGACAGCGCGCAGCGGGAUCCCUCGCUGGAUCUGCAAGGGGAGCAGCGGCCGCUGCCGUCGCCAGGCAGCGCGCAGCCACAGCCCCACCUGGAUCUGCAGGGCUGGCAGCGGCGGCUGCCGUCGCCAGACAGCGCGCGGCGCGGGGCGCCCUCGGCCUCGGCGCUGCCGCGGAGGCAGCUGCCGCCGCCUCCUGAGGGUGCCUUCGCGGGCGAGGCGGCUGGCGCCGCCGGCGCCGCCGCCGCCGCCGCCACCGCUCGGCAGGCUUCCGCCGCCUCCGGGAGCCCGCUGCCGGCGGGCGCCGACCGGCGCAGGCCAGCGCAGGUGCCCCGGGCGGCGACGGUGCCGCUCGACGCGAGCACGGACGAGGCCGCGUCCGCCUCGGACGAGGAGCAACCGCAGCCAGAGGCCCUCCUCCCAGGGCCGCCACGGGCGGGGAAGCUGCCGCAGCCGCCCCGCGAUGCGGCUCCUGGCGCGGCCCUCGAUGCCCUCGAGCGGCAGGGCGCCCCAGGCAGCCGGCGCGUGGCGCGGCUGCCCCGGGAGCUGGCCAGCCCCUCGGAGGACGACGGCUGCUCGGCGCCGCCCUCGGAGGAGGAGCCACCGCAGCCGGAGAUCCCCCGCGCAGCCUGCCGAGGGCACCGGCGGCUGCUCUCGCCCCGCGACGCCCCUUCCCGCGGCACAGUCGAGCAGGACCCCGCCGCGCCCGGGGCGCCUCCCCGCCGCCCCGCGGGCCCGCGGCGCGAGGCGAGGCCGCCCCCGGAGCCGUCCUCGGAGGACGACCGCUGGCCGGCGCCGGACUCCGAGGAGGAGCCGCCGCAGAUCGAGUUCCGCGGGACGGCGCGCCCAGCGGGCAGGCGGCCGCCAUCGCCGCAUCGCGGUGUCGUUCAUCAGCCUGUUCAGGCGGCGACCAGGCUGAUGCGGGCCGUCCGGCCAGGGGAGGCGAGACUGAUCGUCGCUGCGCAGGAGGCGUUCGCCCUCGGCGACAUCGUCUCAGUCACGAGCGGCGAGCAUUCGGAGAGCAGGACCAUCGUCGGCUUCGGCUCCCUGGUUUUGGACCGGCCGCUCUCGCACGGGUACCCGCCCGGGGCCGUCGUCUCCAAGCAGGGGUCCACGCGGCGGACGUGCCCAGACAGUCAACCACCAGAUCCUCCGCAGCCGGCGUGG
Messenger RNA from Prorocentrum cordatum, 1809 nucleotides. Lineage: Eukaryota; Dinophyceae; Prorocentrales; Prorocentraceae. The record is from the annotation of a GenBank genome assembly.